Medioppia subpectinata is the source of this 1496-nucleotide messenger RNA. The record is from the annotation of a GenBank genome assembly. Lineage: Eukaryota; Metazoa; Arthropoda; Arachnida; Sarcoptiformes; Oppiidae.
UCUAAAAUUAUAGACAUGUGUAAAACAAGUGGCAAAUAAAAUCGUUACAAACCUUUUCGUUAAUGAAAUCAUUUUUCCAACGACUCAGAACCGGAGGAAUGGUAGCUAUCAGUGACUUAACUGAUGGACUAAUGGGCGGAUAUUUUGUGGAUGAGGUGAUGGAAAAUGUUGAACACAAUGGCAUGUGUAUAGUGCCCGACCCGUUGGUCCGGGAGGCCAAGUUUGUUAGAAUGACCAGUGAAUCAAAUUACAGCAAAUGGCUUCGACCAACAUUUGACUCCCAGGUAUUGGUGAACAUAAGUGUGGAAAUGUAUUCAAUGGCUGCCGUCAAUGAAAAAGAGUCUGAAUUCAAUAUAAAUCUAUUGGCGGACUUGGAGUGGGCCGACUCCCGACUGGCCGUCACCGACGACUUGUGCCCGACUGAGGGCAGUGUCACUAUUGAAGGCAGUGAUUGGCAUUUGGAUAGGAUUUGGUCGCCGAAGCUUCGGGUGCCCAACAAUAAAAAUCCGUCCGCUUUGGACAGAGACGCCAAGAUUGUGCUCAUGAGAGUCACCACCGAUGGAUACGUUAGAGUUAGAAAAAGACUUAAUUUGGAUCUGUUUUGCCAAAUGAAUUUCCAAUACUAUCCGUUUGACACACAGAAGUGUUACGUAUCGUUUGUGUCCAGCGAUCUCUCUGAUGAUCAUUUGGCGGUUGAGUGGACACGAGUGGAACCGUUCAACUCCGACACCAACUUCUAUAUGACGGGCUUUAAGCUUAUGUCGUAUAGUCUUAAGAGCGGAAGUUUGAAAACAAAAAAUGAAAACUUUAGUUCAGUUUCCAUUAUAUUUAAUCUGAAGCGCGAGUGGACCCGAGCCCUACUCGAUCUAUAUUUGCCCACAUCUCUGGUCAUAAUAGUCUCGUGGAUAUCCUUCUGGAUGGAGAUAACGGCCACUCCGGCCCGCAUUACGUUAGGCAUCACAACAAUGUUAACGUUUGUUACGGUAGCCAAAGAGGCCCGAGAAAGGCUGCCCAACAUCUCAUAUGUGAACGCACUGGACAUCUGGUUUGUCGUUUGUACCGGUUUUAUAUUUCUAUCAUUGAUUGAGUUCUCUGUCGUUACGUAUAUAUCGAGAGCCGAGAAAAGAAAAAUCAAGGAAAUUAAGACAAUGCGAAGGACUCUAAGUCAAAGUCAACUGUCGAUAGUGUCGGGCGACUCGCAGCUCACGAUCCAAGCAAACGACAUCAAAAAUAGGCAAAACAUCUCAAGAUUUUCAUUUGAAGGCAUUGAACUGAAAGUGCCUCAAUCUCCACGACUGAAUACCGGCUUAAGACUAGCGGUACCGUCCAGUCCAACAACAAAGCGAAAUUACUUGACUAUAACCCCACCUGAAACGCCCGAAACACCCAAUUUUGACCGCCAGACCCCCUCUACCCCGUCGUACGACCCCUUAAAGCGAACACCUGUUGAGAUCGCGGAGUCAAUCGACAGGAAGUGUCGGAUUAUAUUCCCGAUU